CCUGGCGAAGUAGGAACCGGAAGCUGCUUCUUGUCAACAUGGCGCCGAGCGGUUCAGAUCCAGUAUAACUGUUUCAGUUAAUCUGAAUAACAGCCCGCUGAGCUAUUCUGUCUUCGCAGCACGCUUGUGAGGAAACCGGACGCCCGGCGCGGCGUCAGCCUGAGGCAGGCGACCUGUAUCAGGUGCAGGCUCUAUGGAAGAGUAGGACUGAAGUGACAGACUUGUGUCUGCUGGGAUGGACGUGGAGGAAGAGCACAUGACGACGUUGCUGUGCAUGGGCUUCUCGGAGCCUGCCGCCAUCCGCAAGGCGCUCCGUAUGGCCAAGAAUGACAUUAACGAGGCCGUGGCCCUCCUCACUAACGAGAGUCCUGGCCUCGGCUACGAGCCUAUGGAGAGCGGAGGAGGAAGCGGCGGCGUUGGCGGAGGAGGGGGCGGUGGUGGUGGAGGUGGAGGGACCGGUUCCCGCGGUGGUGGAGGGAGUGGAGGUGGAGGAGAUUACAGCCGGAGUGGGUUUGAUCCACCACCCGCUUAUGACGAGGUGGUUGAGGUCGAGAGGAGCAAUGAUGAGAAUGGAAACUGUUCAGGGACCAUUGAAUUUCCAACCACGAAUCUGUAUGAAUUGGAAAGUCGAGUGUUCACCGAUCACUGGUCUAUCCCUUACAAACGUGAAGAAUCACUGGGCAAGUGCCUGAUAGCAUCCACGUACCUUGCACGCCUUGGUCUUGCUGAUGCUGAUGAAAAUUGUAAAAGAUUUACAGACCGAUGUAUGGCAGAAGCUUUUAAAAAGUUAUUAACUUCAAGUGCUGUCCAUAAAUGGGGAACUGAAAUCCACGAGGGAAUCUAUAACAUGGUGAUGCUUUUAGUGGAUCUAGUUGCGGCACGUGUCAAGCAAGACCCAAUUCCGAUUAGCCUUAUGGGGGUACUCACCAUGGCUUUCAAUCCAGGUAACGAGUACCAUUUCAAGAAUCGUAUGAAAAUGUGCCAGAGGAAUUGGGCAGAUGUUUUUGGAGAUGGCAAAAUGUAUGCCAUCUCGCCACCAGCCAAUUUACAGAAGGAACCUCAUGGCUGGCUCAUAGAUCUGGUUAAUCGGUUCGGUGAGAUGGGUGGGUUUUCAGCAAUCCAGCUUAAGCUUGGUGCAGAUGAUAUAGAAACAGCGGCUGUAUCUGCACUGGUGCAGCCAUUGAGUGUCUGUGCUGAAUAUCUAAAUCCCAUGGUGGUGCAGCCCAUGCUGGACCCUGUCAUUGAUAAAAUGAUUAGAUACGUACAAAGUUUAGAAGAAAAAGAUCUGAAAGACAAGAAAUUGGUGACGAUUCCAGAGCUUCUCUCUGCCAUCAAACUGCUGUGCAUGCGCUUUCAGCCUGCAUUGGUGACUGUGGUAGAUGACCUCCGACUAGAUAUCCUCCUACGUAUGUUGAAAACUCCUCAUUUUAGCGCAAAAAUGAAUUCGUUGAAGGAGGUUACUAAAUUGAUUGAGGACAGUACUUUGUCAAAGUCUGUGAAGAAUGCAAUUGAUACAGAUCGAUUAUUAGACUGGCUAGUGGAAAAUUCCGUACUGUCAAUAGCACUUGAAGGAAAUAUUGAUCAAGCACAAUACUGUGAUAGAAUAAAGGGAAUAAUUGAACUGCUGGGCAGUAAACUCUCUCUGGAUGAACUUACCAAGAUUUGGCGCAUUCAGUCAGGACAAUCUUCAACUGUCAUUGAAAAUAUCCAUACCAUUAUUGCUGCUGCUGCUGCCAAGUUCAACUAUGAUCAACUGAACCAUCUCUUCAUCUUAAUACAGAAGAGUUGGGAAAUUGAAAGUGACCGUAUUCGACAAAAACUUCUCAGCCUUAUCGGAAAAAUUGGUCGUGAAGCACGUUCUGAGAAUACCACGGGGAAGGUGCUGGAAGUGUUAUGGGAUCUAGCUCAUUUACCAGCGCUCCCCACUAACUUGGUCCAGCCGGCUUUGGAAGAACACCUGACUAUACUCAGUGAAGCUUAUGCAGUAAAGGAGCAGAUUAAGCGAAGCUACAUUAUUAAAUGUAUAGAAGACAUUAAAAAGUCCUCCCAGCAGAACAACCAGCAACCAGUAUGGGUGGUUCCAGCAUUGCGUCAACUUCACGAGAUUACCAGGUCUUUCAUCAAACAGAGCUGUCAGAAACAAGAUAAGAGUAUUGUGCAGGAUUUGAAGAAGAACUUUGAAAUAGUGAAACUGGUUACAGGGAGCCUCGUGGCUUGUCAUCGAAUGGCACUUGCUGUAGCAGGUCCAGGAGGGCUGGCAGGAUCAACGAUUGUAGAUGGUAGAUACACCCAUCAAGAUUACCUGGAAGCACACCUGAGGUUCCUUGCAUUUUUUCUUCAAGAAGCCAGCCUCUAUAUUGGCUGGAAUCGUGCCAAGGAGAUUUGGGAGUGCCUGGUUUCUGGAGCAGAUAUUUGUGAACUUGAUCGAGAGUUGUGCUUCGAAUGGUUUACCAAAGGGCAUGGGGACUUGGAGAGUGAUGUUCAACAACAGCUUUUUAAAGAGAAAAUUCUCAAGCUAGAACCCUAUGAAAUCACAAUGAAUGGUUUUAAUCUCUUCAAAACCUUUUUUGAGAUUGUGAAUCUUUCUGACCAUCGACUGAAAAAACAAGGAGCUCAACUGCAUGUUGAAAAGUUGGAGCUAUCAGGAAUGGAUUUUAUCUGGAGAAUUGCCAUGGAGUCACCAGAUGAAGAAAUUGCUCAUGAGGCAAUCCAGCUGAUCAUUAAUUACAGUUACAUUAGCCUGAAUCCACGUUUAAAAAAGGACUCUGUUUCCCUUCAUAAGAAAUUCAUCGCAGAUUGUUACAAACGUUUAGAGGUUGCUAGUUCAGCUUUAGGAGGCCCUACCUUGACGCAUGCUGUUACACGAGCUACUAAAAUGCUCACAGCGACGGCCAUGCCCACUGUUGCUACAUCGGUACAGUCACCAUCCAGGUCCAGUAAACUUGUCAUAAUUGAACGUCUGCUGCUGCUUGCUGAAAGAUAUGUGAUUACAAUAGAGGAUCUAUAUUCCGUUCCCCGGACGAUCCUACCUCAUGGAGCUUCUUUCCAUGGACAUCCCGUCACUAUCUCGGUCAUUUGUGAGUCCUCAAAAGAUUCAUUUACUGUCGAGGCUCACAGCAACGAAACUGUUGGGAGUGUCAGGUGGAAAAUGGCAACACAUAUCAAUUGUCCGUUGGAUAACUUACAAAUAUUUGCCAAUGAUAGCUUGCUCACCAUGAACAAAGAUCAAAAGUUGCUCCACCAGCUGGGUUUUGUCGAUGAACAAAUAUUGACUGUAAAGUUGCCCGUAAUGGGUACACCUUCGGGAAGUUCAGUUGAUUCAUCUACCAGUAGUAGUGUAUUCAAUUCAGCUUACGCAAUGGAACAGGAGAAAUCACUGCCUGGUGUUGUGAUGGCACUAGUGUGUAAUGUGUUUGAUAUGCUUUAUCAACUUGCCAACCUUGAAGAACCAAGAAUAACAGUUCGCGUUCGAAAGUUGCUGCUUUUGGUUCCAACGGAUCCAGCCAUUCAGGAAGCACUGGAUACACUUGAUGCUUUAGGCAGAAAAAAAACACUGUUGACUGAUUCAAGUCACCAAACGUCCAAGUCACCUUCACUUUCUUCAAAGCAACAGCAUCAGCCGAGUGCAAAUACGAUUCUGGAGAGCCUGUUCAGAUCGUCAGCACCGGGAAUGUCUACCUUCAGAGUGCUUUAUAAUCUAGAGGUUCUCAGUUCCAAGCUCAUGCCAACGUCAGACGAUGAGAUGGCAAGAAACUGUGCAAAAUCUUUCUGCGAAAAUUUUCUCAAAGCAGGAGGCUUAAGCUUGGUAGUGAAUGUUAUGCAGCGGGAUUCUAUUCCAUCUGAGGUGGAUUAUGAGACAAGGCAGGGAGUUUAUUCAAUCUGUCUGCAGCUCGCAAGGUUUUUGCUCGUUGGCCAAACCAUGCCAUCUACACUGGAUGAUGAUUUCUUGAAAGAUGGAAUGGAAGCACUGUCCUCGCGCCCAUUUCGCAAUAUUGGUCGACAGACUAGUCGCCAAUUAUCAAUUGGUGGUCAAGAAAAAUCAUCGAUGAGACAAAUGAGUGUGACGUCCGAUCGAUCAUCAAUAAGAAUUGAGGAGAUAAUACCUGCUGCAAGAGUGGCAAUACAGACGAUGGAUGUGAAUGAUUUCACCUCAACAGUAGCCUGCUUUAUGAGGCUUUCAUGGGCAGCAGCAGCUGGACGUCUUGACCUGGUGGGCAGCUGCCAGCCAAUUCGAGAGAGUACCAAUUGUUUAUUCUCCGUUGGUAUUCGAAAUAGACUCAGCAGUUCAGGCAGCACCUGCAGCUCUGGAAGUGAAGGUGAAUCAACCACGCUGCAUGCAGGCAUAUGUGUGAAGCAGCACUCUGUCUCCACCAAAGAUACUCUUAUUGCUCGAGAGGCCUUAUCGCUUCUGGUUACAUGUUUACAGCUGCGGUGCCAGCAACUAGGUUCAUUUUAUAUUCUUCCUUGUGUGAAUGAUUUUAUCAUAGAUAUUCUGCUUGGUUCCCCUAGUGCUGAGAUUAGAAGGGUCGCCUGGGAUCAGUUAUAUACACUGAGUCAAACGGAUACAUCGGCAAGCCCUGAAAUACAGAAACCUAAUCAGUUCCUUCUGCAUGUCGUCCUCACAACUCAGCUUCCACUCUGGUCCCCAACCAGCAUCAUGCGCGGAGUCAACCAAAGACUAUUAUCCCAAUGUACUGAAUAUUUUGGCUUGCGUUGCCAAUUAUUAGACGACUUAACAUCUUCUGAAAUGGAACAGCUUAAUAUUAGCCCUGCUGCCAUGUUGGAAGAUGAGGUUAACUGGCUUGAUAACUUUGAGCCUACGUGGACUGCAGAAUCGGAGACAAGCGAGUCGGAUAAUGUUUUGCUUGCUGGACAUCUGCAUCUUAUCAAAACUCUACUGUCACUGAGUGGGCCAGAAAAGGAAUUGCUUGGACCAUCAUUAAUCAAGCAACUGAUGGAAGAUUUCCUGUUCCGUGCCUCAAAAAUUAUCUUGAGCAGCAGCAGUCCAGCUGGGAGCUGCUCUAUUAGUCAACAGGAUUUCCAUCCAAAGUGCAGUACAGUUAAUAGUCGUCUAGCUGCUUAUGAAGUUCUGGUCAUGUUGGCAGACAGCUCUUUGAGUAACCUCCAGCUGAUCUCCAAUGAGCUGCUUUCCAUGCACCACCAAUUUGACCCUGCACUUACAAAGGAAUUUGAGUACUUGCCACCUGUUGACAGUCGUGCCAUAUCCGGGUUUGUUGGAUUGAAGAAUGGAGGGGCUACAUGUUACAUGAAUGCAGUGUUUCAACAACUUUACAUGCAGCCUGGGUUGCCAGAGGCAAUGUUGUCAGUAGAUGAUGAUGAUGAUGAGAAUCCAGAGGAAAAUGUGUUUUAUCAAGUUCAAUCCCUCUUUGGGCAUCUGAUGGAAAGUAAACUGCAAUAUUAUGUCCCGGAGACCUUCUGGAAGAUUUUUAAAAUGUGGAACAAGGAGCUGUACGUCCGUGAGCAACAAGAUGCAUACGAGUUUUUUACCAGUCUGAUAGAUCAGCUGGAUGAGCAUCUUAAGAAACUUGGACGUGAACAGUUUUUUAAGAACACUUUCCAGGGUAUUUUUUCUGACCAGAAGAUCUGCAAAGAUUGUCCUCACAGAUAUGAACGUGAGGAAGCAUUCAUGGCCCUGAACCUGGGAGUAACAUCAUGCCAAAGCUUGGAAAUAUCACUGGAUCAGUUUGUAAGAGGCGAGGUGCUUGAAGGAGGCAAUGCAUACUACUGUGAGAAGUGUAAAGAGAAGAGGACGACAGUGAAGCGGAUGUGCAUCAAAUCUCUACCAAGUGUGUUAGUCAUCCAUUUAAUGAGAUUUGGGUUUGACUGGGAGAGUGGGCGAUCUAUCAAGUAUGAUGAACAAAUACGGUUUCCUUGGCUUCUAAACAUGGAGCCCUACACGGUGUCUGGAAUGGCACGGCAAGAACACUCUUCUGAACAUGGGGAAAACGGCAAAGCAGGCGAUCACGUGGGUGGUGGCUCUCCAAGAAAGAAAGGUGCCCCAACUGAAAACUAUGAGCUGGUUGGAGUGAUUGUUCAUAGUGGUCAGGCACAUGCUGGACACUAUUACUCGUUCAUCAAGGACAGAAGGGCUGGUGGCAAAGGGAAAUGGUACAAGUUCAAUGACACGGUGGUAGAUGAGUUCGAUCUAAAUGAUGAGACAUUGGAGUUUGAAUGUUUUGGUGGAGAGUACAGACCUAAAGUGUAUGAUCAAUCAAAUCCUUACCCUGAAGUCCGUCGCAGGUACUGGAAUGCCUACAUGUUAUUUUACCAGCGAAUGUUAGACCAAAACUCUCCAGUUUUACCAAAGAAAAGUCGAGUUAGUGUUGUUCGGCAGGAGGCAGAGGAUCUGUCCUUAUCUGCACCCUCUUCACCUGAAGUUUCGCCCCAGUCAUCCCCUCGUCCUCAUAGACCAAACAAUGACCGCCUUUUAUUGUUGACCAAACUGGUAAGGAAGGGAGAAAAGAAGGGACUCUUUGUUGAAAAAUUGCCAGCCAGGAUUUACCAGAUGGUACGAGAUGAAAAUCUGAAAUUCAUGAAAAACAGAGAUGUUUUCAACAGUGACUACUUCAAUUUCAUGCUUUCCUUGAUUUCACUCAAUGCAACUAAACUGAAGCAUCCAGUGUACCAAUCCAUGGCAAAGAUUGGCAUGAAGCUUGCCAUCCAGUUUCUCUUUCAAACCUAUUUGCGAACCAAGAAAAAACUCAGGGUGGACACAGGAGAAUGGAUAACUCUCAUCGAGAGGUUGCUUACAAACAGUUGUGAUGCCUGUCAGUGGCUAAUUGAAUUCUUGGUUGGGUCAGAGGGCCGAGAAUUGAUAAAGAUUUUCCUUCUGGAGUGCACUGUUCGUGAGGUCCGUGUAACUGUUGCUACCAUUCUAGAGAAAGCCCUCGAGACUGCUCUGCUUUAUCAGGAAAAGCUGAAAGGAUUGGACCAGUUGCUGGAAGUACUGCUUGGCUUACUUGAUAAGGAUGUAGCUGAAAAUUGCAAAAACUGUUCCCAGUACUUCAACCUCUUCAACAACUUUGUACAAAAGGGUUUCAAGGCCUGCCAGCUGUUAUUCAAACACUCUGCAUUCAAGCGUAUGCUUUGUUUUCUCCUGGGUCCAUCAAGGCAGAACAAUCAAAAUCGGCGUUGGAGUUCUGCACAGGCCCGUGAAUUCUGGUAUCUUCAUAUCACUUUGGCAUCACUAGUCCUACAUACCGACAUUUCAUCUCUACUCACUAUUGAUCCUGGGCAGUAUAAAUGGCAUUCACCAACUCCACAAGUACCUUUGCAUCAAGAUGUAGAAACUCUCUUCAGACCUGAAGGACAAGCUUACCUGCUUGAGGUUAUGUAUGCUAUGCGAGAGCUGACUGGAUCUUUGUCUGUGCUUUCGGAGAUGGUGACUUACUGCUGCUUCUGCAAUGAACAUUUCUCAUUGGUGCAGGUGUUACAGACCAUUAAGAUCCAAUUGGAGACAGCUCCACCACAUGAACUGAAGAAUAUCUUCCAGUUACUGCAUGAAAUCCUGGUCAUUGAAGAUCCAUUGCAAUCUCGCCGUCUGAAGUUUGCUUUUGAGUCGGAGAAAGGACUUUUAGCCCUGAUGCACCAGAGUAACAAUGUUGACAGUAGCCGCUGUUAUCAGUGUAUCAAAUUCUUGGUACUAUUAGCUCAAAAAUGUUCAGCCGCAAAGGACUAUUUUCGGGAGCAUCCCCAUCACUGGAGCUGGGCUGUGCAGUGGUUACAGAAAAAGAUGUCUGAACAUUAUUGGGCCCCACAGAGCAACAUAUCAAAUGAAACUUCAACAGCAAAGACAUUUCAGCGCACAAUUUCAGCACAGGAUACAUUAGCCUACGCUACAGCCCUUUUGAAUGAAAAGGAACAGUCUGGGAGCAGUAAUGGUUCAGAAGGUAGUCCAGCUGCAGAGAAUGGAGAUAGAACUCUUCGACAGGGCUCAGAAUCGCCAAUGAUGCUUGGUGAAUCUAAAAGUGAUCUUGAUGAUAUGGAUCCAUAAAGAAGAUUGGAAAUUCCUUUGGACAAUGCUUGGUGUCAUUUAACUUUAGUGCUGAAUGACUAGGCACCAAACCAGAUGGCUUUGGGCACCAAUCGAUCAGGGGAAGGUACACAGACUCCCAGGUUGCAAACAGCAGGCACAUUUGUGAAGCAAACUUUGCCGAGAGUUGAACCUCAAGACUUCGUGCAAGUCUCGUGUUCUUUGAAGAUUUUGUAUGGAGAAGGAUAAUCUGAUUGUGCUUGUGAAUAUACAGCAAAAGGAAAUUUUUAUCCAAUGCUUUCAGUUGUAACUGCAGAGGAUUUGAUUAAGAUUUUCAUACAAUCUUAGUGAGAGCCUGUAAUUUGUGUAUAAUAGUUCCCAGAGUUGAAGUAACAAAAUCCUUUGUGGUACUAUGUUAUAUAGAUUUAAUUUUAUUUGUAUAAUAAUAGAACAUCUGGUAAAUCUGUUCACUUUAGGUUACAAUAAUUGUUUGUUGGAAUAUUUAAUAGGUUCCAGGUGCAUUUGCAAAGAGGAAUUAUGGUCAAUAAUAUACUCGAUGUGUGAGUGCAACUAUUGUGUGACCUUAUUUAAUUGCAGCCUGGAACUUUAUUAAAUAUUAGAUUAAUCCUUUAAUAAAGGCAACACUCAUUUUAUUUUUUAAAUUCAUACGACCAGCUGCCAUUUUCCAACACGAUUGAUGAUAACAAUGUAUAUUUUGUUUUGAGGAGCUCAAAGUCUAAUCUUUAUGGUCAUUUAUACAAUAGGUGAUAGAAUUUUAGUUGGUGAGUUAUUAACUGAUGUUUCAUUGCAAUGACUAUCGUUUUGUCAAAUUAUUUUGAUCACACCAUAAAUUUGCAUUGCUUCUGUUUUUAAAAUAGCCAUAAUUAGUUUUAAAAACACAUUUUGACACCUUUAUUAUAGAAAUAGAAUAUGUAAUGGGCAAGUGUGUAAUAUUUACUUGACAAGUUCACCUAAUUUAGUAAUUUCAUGCAUGUUGUUUCGCAGUUCCUGACUUGCCAAUGCUGUAAUUUUGGGAGAAGAGUGCACCUACACACAGCUCGUGGGAUGUAUCAGAGUCAUUUAUCAGUGAGUUUAGACAAUAUAUCUGACAUGAAGCAGUUUAUAGCCAUGACAGGUUUCUGACAGAUUUAAAGCAAAGGAUAGCUUGUAUUUUGUUUUUAAUGUAAUUUCUGAGGAGCUUAAAAUAAUUUAUAUUUUCCUCUUUUGAUCUGCAGCUUAUUAGGUGGAUGGCUUAUGCCCAGACCACUCCAUGUAAUGCUGCAGAUCUGUGCAGACUGAACUUCCUGAAACUUUGCACCACUUCUUUGGUCAACCCUUAUUUGCAUCUUCCUGUGGCACAGAUAAGACUAUCUUGCACAGUAAUAAAAAAUAAUGGCAUAUUGCAGCCAGGUAGAACACGGUUCAAUCUCUUGCACUGUAUCUGAGUAUUUAUGAGAAUAUAUUUGUCCUUUAACUUGUUUCGCUCAAGUAUGGUGAAUGCUGGUUUCCCAUUUGCCCUAUAAGACGCAUUCUUACAAAAUUCAUUUGAGGUUUAUAGAUUUAAAGUGUUAUUGGUUAAUCGCUAUCAGCUUAUACAACAACCAGUGAUCUAAUUGGUAUUGUACACUUGUCCAUUAAAUAGUUACGUUUGUGGUGAGACAGUCAAAUUAUCUUUGGUGGUUACUUGGGUUUUGGAGAGAAGCGAGAAAGAAAAACAAAUUAUGUAAUAUCAGUGGAACAUUUCUAGUAUAAUCGCUGGAAUGUCUUUGAUAUUAGCACUGCAGCAGAAGUUUGACAUGAAUUGAUAAAUUAACAUAGGAAGCUUAAAUCAUUUUUAGUGUAAUGGACCUCACACAGCCUCUCCCAUUGUAGUCUGGGAGAAGUUAUCCAUUUCCUUGGCUUCUGCUUGCUGAGUUGAAGUACCAACUUUAUAUUUACUAUGCAUUAAUCCAUAAAGGUUUGACAAAGAGAUUCUCAGAAGUUUCCAACCAGGGAAGAAAGUUGUUUCUUAAGAUAGUAACCCCAGUGGAAAUAAAAUCGAUUUAUUUAUAAAAGGACAUUUUAGAUAUGCUAUGAUAGUUCAUAAACUUGUAUAGGAAGGGUCAUCAAAAUGUAUUGUGAUGUUAAUUCUGAAAAGAAUAAUGACUUUCCAGUCCCAGUUAGUCUGAAACUAGACUGACAGGUAGCCACCCAAUUCAUACUCAAUGGCCACUAUAAAUAAUAAAGCAAUUCUGGGUUUGUAGCUAGAUAUUUUACAAGGGAUCAAUGAGGAAUGAAAACAUUGAUACAACUAACCUUCAAAAAUCAAAGGUCUGUUUGAAGGUUUCAAAUCUUGUUGCACUUACAAAUUUGGCAGAUUAUAUAGUAAAAUAUAUUCGGGGUUUUUUUAACUUUUAAAAUCCAGUUAAAUUAUCACACAUUCAUAUAUUUCUUGUCAACUUUAAAAUGUACACAUUUCAAUAGUUGUAAAGCUCCUUCCUUUUAUUGUUGUGCCAGAGCAUCUGUAUAUUGUACUAUUUCUGACCAUCCCCAUCCCUACACUUUGAUUUAGACUAACAGUGAGCACAAAAUGACACUAGAAUUAUCUGACUUUGUUUUGAGGGCAGUAAUCAAUAGCCAGUAUAGAGUAAUUGAGGUGAUUCCUGUACAAGUAGAUUUAUGAUAAAUUACAUUUGUGGCAAUGAGUUUGGCUGCUUGAUUGAAUUCUGAACUAAGCUGGACUGGGGUUGCUACUUGAGCAGCAUUUUAAUCAGAAUGACUUCAGAAUAUACAGUGCAUUAAUCCCUUCAAUAACCCAUGGAAAAUGUAAAAUGAGUCAUGUAAUAAAGCACUAUUUCCUGGUUGGGUUUUAGAGAUAGUUGUACAAUGUUUCAGUGUUUUUUUACGUUAUGGUUUGCUUUGUUAAAAUAUAUGUUACACAGCUUUUAAUCAAAAUGUUUGCUUCUGUCUAAACAACAUAUUGUUGGCUAACUUGCAUUCAAAUUAGUUUUUAGAUUAUAAGCAGCCUAAGGUAAUUUGAACUCCCAACCAAUGUGAACCUUUAUAUUAAUUGCCAACAAUGGUCGAGAUAGUAGAAUGAAAUGAAGUACAAACACAGCUUCCUGGAGAUAUUUUAUUCUUCUUGACAUUUAGAUAUGUGUUGAAGGUUAAGAACAUUAUUUUUAUUUUGUGUUUCUCCUUGGUGUAGUUGAAACCUGUUGAAAAUCUGAAAAUGUAUUUGUGGAUUGACGGCCGCAUUGCUCUCGCUACUGAAAUGCGGGCUGAAUCUGGCAAAAGGCUAACAUAGAUUAUUACAGUAAGAUAUUAAUGUAAAUUACUUCCUGGGAAUCACUGGAAACCAAUGAAAUUGUGUGGCCUGAAUUGCGUAAUGAGUGAAUGUGUAGUGAGUGGGUAGUACAUAAGUCGCACUUGGUGUCAGCAUCCUGCCACCGCUUUAUUAACCUCCAUUUUGUGCCAGUUUAUGAAUUACUUGGGGAAGUGCAGGAGCCUUUUUCUUAAUUUUUUCUUCUGUAUGUGAGGUUUCUGUUGCCAUAUGUUAAUGAAAAGGGCGUUUGAUCUUCUGCCUUACUACACAGUGACAGUAUACAAAGAGUAACACAUCUUGGGGUCAGGCUUUCAUCGAUGACUGUGACCACUAUGGAUCACCAAGCCAAAGGCACGGAUGGCCACAAGUGCCUUUCUAUUAUUUUUACUGGAUCUCAAAUUGAAGCUUUGACACAAUAGCCACCUGGUAGAGAGAAGGUUGGUUGGUUUUGUUCGAGCUUGGUUGUCUUUUGAAAUUUUCCUGGGCAGUAUACCUGGAGCAACUACACACUGAUGUCAGUUUCAGAUUGCCAACAUCUACUUCAAUAAUCCUAAUGCCAAAAUGUGCAUGCUCACCAUAGCCAAAAUAUUUGUUAUUUAAUGGUAUGGAUUUAAAUGAGGACAUCAGUGGGUUAGGUACAAGAUUUAUUAUGCGAUCAUUUACCUAGUAAUUAUUAAUACAGAGUGGUUAGAAUUAGUUACAAAGUACUAAUAUUUCAUUCCUUUAUUUUGUGCAUGUGUGUGCGUUUAUCAAAAUGAGGGCUUUUAUUGGGGACUCUUUCUUUGCCCAUUUUGGCCAUGCGACAUCAUUAGGAAUGACCAUGUCAACAGAGUUGGGAAGUAGAGUUAAGAUCCAUUCGCUGUGCUCAAAAUUAUGUGCCUUGUUCAUAUUCUCUGGAAAAAAAAAUCCCUUAGAAAACCAGUAUGGUAUUUCUAUUUUCUAUAUCGACCUUCCUGAGAGAGUUUCAUAACCUAAAGUCAGUUUAAACCAGAUUCCGGGCAGCUCUGACAUGUGUAUUACGUACUAGCUGCAGAGAGAUUUUAAGUAAUUUCAUAUGCUUCUUUCAUCUGCCAUGGAGAAUUGUUUUUAUUUUUGAGGUGGAUUUGACUCCUGGUCACUGGUAGAUGGUGCUUCAAUGUGUUUGUUUACUCAUUCCAGGAAGCAUGACAGUUUUUGGUUAAGUACUCGCAACUAUGGAUAUUAGGUUGCAACAAAAAUGUCUCUUCCUGCUUUCUAUGAAACCGUUGGUCCCAUAAGCAUGUGUGAGGACACUCACCACUGCACUUCCCCAAUGUUUUGAUCUUUGAAGUAGCUACUUGGAAAUGUGCAAGAUUAGCAGAGGUCAUUUUUUCCUUUUCGUGAUGGGGAGAGAUACCCAUUCAGUUUCUGCUGCUUUCACUCUACCUCCAGUCGCCAUACAAAGUAAUCUAAGCCUGCAGCCCAGGCUCAUUACACAUCCGCAUCACUGUUUUAAUGUAUUUUUUUCUGUAUCACUUUAAAAAAAAAAAGGAACUAGUAAAUCAACAAACU
Molecule: messenger RNA, 12827 nt
Organism: Amblyraja radiata (thorny skate)
Lineage: Eukaryota; Metazoa; Chordata; Chondrichthyes; Rajiformes; Rajidae
Gene: usp24
Product: ubiquitin specific peptidase 24
Exons: 68
Coding region: 236-8014 (2592 amino acids)
Biological process (GO): protein deubiquitination
Cellular component (GO): nucleus; cytosol
Molecular function (GO): protein binding; cysteine-type deubiquitinase activity
Source: RefSeq, a predicted model, not a curated record